CAGAUCCGCGAUAGGGAGAAUGUCGGCUGCAGGGCGAAGCGUGGUGUUUGUCACCGGCAAUGCGAAGAAACUGGAGGAGGUGGGGAAAUCGUGAUUUCCUUCUCAGUCCUGGAGCUUGGCUGCCUCUUUCUCUCCUCUUGCAGGUCAUUCAGAUCCUAGGGGACUCCUUUCCAUGCAGACUGGUUGCAAAGAAAAUAGAUUUGCCUGAAUAUCAAGGGGAGCCUGAUGAUAUUUCUGUCCAGAAGUGCCAAGAAGCAGCUAAGCAGGUCCAGGGACCAGUUAUAGUAGAAGACACCUGUUUGUGUUUCAAUGCCCUUGGAGGACUCCCAGGGCCAUAUAUCAAAUGGUUCCUGGAGAAGCUGAAACCUGAAGGUCUGUACAAACUGCUAGCAGGAUUUGAAGACAAGUCUGCUUAUGCCCUCUGCACUUUUGCAUUCAGCACCGGGAAUCCAGAGGACCCAGUGAAGUUAUUCAAAGGUCAGACUCAUGGACAGAUAGUUGAUCCAAGAGGACCCAGAGACUUCGGAUGGGAUCCAUGCUUCCAGCCAGAAGGAUAUAACCAGACGUACGCUGAGCUACCCAAGUCUGUGAAGAACUCCAUCUCUCACCGUUACAAAGCCCUGAAUGAACUUUCAGCUUAUUUCAUUCAGCAGCACAAAGAGCCUACGCCUGGUCACAGUUAGCCUGCCUGGAGUGGGCAGGCUUUGUUUUUUUUGGUACUGAAAGUUAUGUGUUAAGUAUGAGGUUGGCAUUUGGCUGUCUGUGCACAUCAAUGUCUAAUAAAGCUGCUUCCUUAAAGAUGA
This is a messenger RNA of Sphaerodactylus townsendi, 803 nucleotides long. RefSeq names its product inosine triphosphatase (gene ITPA). The record is from RefSeq and is a predicted model, not a curated record. Gene Ontology annotation, cellular component: cytoplasm. The coding region runs from base 60 to 683 and encodes 207 amino acids. Gene Ontology annotation, biological process: nucleoside triphosphate catabolic process. The transcript is spliced from 8 exons. NCBI's taxonomy places the organism in Eukaryota, Metazoa, Chordata, Lepidosauria, Squamata, Sphaerodactylidae. Gene Ontology annotation, molecular function: nucleoside triphosphate diphosphatase activity.